GAGCCUUUUUCCAAAAUUCAGAGUUUUCGGUGCAAUAUAGGUAUUUGCAGUACGAAGCUGAGGAAGGUUUUGUAUUAACUUAAAAAAUGGAUUCAAAUGCGGGUCCAUCGUCGGCUGAAUCCCACCUUGGGAAAAGCAAGCAGGAUGAGGAGGAAGAGAUGAAUAGUGUUCCUUUGGAGAGGAAUGAACUGUCCACCAAAGCCUCCAUGAUGAUCAUGAUGGUCGAACACGAUGACACUGAUGAUGAAGACGAAAGUCCUGAAGAACUGGACCAGGCUACGUUGUCCAGUAUGUGCACGCUACCUGCCGAGAUUGUUUUGGAAGAACGGGCUAGACAACUUUCAGAGCUUAGCAUGAAAGAAGCACUUGCUGAAGAAUUAUUUAAAUUUGAGAUCAGUAGAAUGUCCCUCAUUGCUAUACAUUCCGCUUUCUCCGCUGCUGUAUCAGACGAGAGUCGCCCAGCUAAACGCAAGCCAAACAUCUUCAGAAGAUUUGUUUCGUGCUGUUGUUCUUGCCUAGGUAGAAGGAACCGUUAAUGUUUUAAUUUUUGUAUUGUUAGC
This is a messenger RNA of Saccostrea cuccullata (small rock oyster), 560 nucleotides long. RefSeq lists its product as uncharacterized. The coding region runs from base 87 to 536 and encodes 149 amino acids. The record is from RefSeq and is a predicted model, not a curated record. The transcript has 8 exons. Lineage: Eukaryota; Metazoa; Mollusca; Bivalvia; Ostreida; Ostreidae.